AUGUUCUAUGAUAACAUUUUAACAUUCAUCACGUCAAACCCAACAGAAAAUAUGGAAGCAAAAAGAAUCCCAGAAGUGAUACUAAACUCAGGGCAAAAGAUGCCAGUGAUAGGCCUUGGAACCGCAUCAAUUCCUCGUCCACCAGAUGAAACUCUCACCUCCAUAUUUAUUGAUGCCUUUGAGGUUGGCUACAGACACUUUGAUACUGCUGCAUUGUAUGGAAGUGAGGAGCCUCUAGGCAAAGCUGUGGAAAAGGCUUUGGAGCUAGGCCUUGUAAAGAGCAGAGAUGAAGUAUUCAUCACUUCAAAACUAUGGACAAGUGAUGCUCACCCUGACCUUGUUGUCCCAGCUCUCAAGACCUCACUGCAGAAGUUGGGGUUGGAUUAUGUAGAUCUCUAUUUGAUUCAUUGGCCUGUGAGGCUGAAACCUGAAGCCAAAGUGCCUGCUGAUAUAUUAAAGGAGAAUGUGAUGCCCUCCUUUGACAUGAAAGGAAUAUGGGAAGCUAUGGAAGAGUGUUACAGAUUGGGGUUAGUAAAGUCUAUUGGUGUCAGCAACUUUGGCAUCAAAAAGCUCAGCCAGCUCUUGGAAAAUGCUACCAUCCCUCCUGCUGUCAAUCAGGUGGAAAUGAGCCCAUCGUGGCUGCAGGGGAAACUCACAGAAUUUUGCAAGCAGAAAGGAAUUCAUGUGAGUGCAUGGUCACCACUGGGAUCUUACAAAAGUUUUUUUGGUACAAAUGCAGUAAUAGAUAGCCCAAUCCUUAAGGAAAUCGCUUAUGCAAGACAGAAGAGCAAGGCUCAGAUUGCACUAAGAUGGGUCUACGAGCAAGGAGCAAGUGUGAUUGUGAGAAGCUUCAACAAGGAGAGAAUGAAAGAAAACCUUGACAUAUUUGAGUGGGAACUGAGGCACGAGGAAUCACAGAAAUUCAGCCACAUUCCACAGCAUAGGAUGUAUAGUGGAAUAAGCUUUGUAUCAGAAAAUGGACCUUACAAGACCUUGGAAGAGCUUUGGGAUGGUGACGCUUGA
Molecule: messenger RNA, 1023 nt
Organism: Sphenostylis stenocarpa
Lineage: Eukaryota; Viridiplantae; Streptophyta; Magnoliopsida; Fabales; Fabaceae
Source: the annotation of a GenBank genome assembly